Molecule: messenger RNA, 1340 nt
Organism: Durotheca rogersii
Lineage: Eukaryota; Fungi; Ascomycota; Sordariomycetes; Xylariales; Xylariaceae
Product: Aldo/keto reductase
Exons: 3
Coding region: 1-897 (298 amino acids)
Cellular component (GO): cytosol
Molecular function (GO): aldose reductase (NADPH) activity
Source: RefSeq, a predicted model, not a curated record
AUGGCAGCUCUCAAGAAUUCCAGCAAGGUCUUCACGCUGGCCUCGGGCGACAAGAUCCCCGCUAUCGGCCUCGGCACCUGGCAGUCGUCCAAGAGCCAGACCGCGAAGGCUGUCCAGCACGCCAUCUCGGUAGGCUACCGCUACAUCGACACCGCCUACGGCUACGGCAACGAGACCGAGGUCGGCGAGGGCGUCCGCGCCUCCGGCGUGCCCCGCGAGCAGCUGUGGAUCACCACCAAGCUCGACAACCCCUGGCACAAGCGCGUCGCCGAGGGCCUCGACGCCUCCCUCGAGAACCUCGGCACCAGCUACGUCGACCUGUACCUCAUGCACUGGCCCAGCUCCGUCCUCCCCGACGACCCCAAGAAGGUCUACGACGACUGGAACUUCGUCGACACCUGGCGCGAGAUGCAGAAGCUCCUCGGCACCGGCAAGGUCCGCAACAUCGGCGUGUCCAACUUCGGCAUCACCAACCUCGAGAAGUUGCUGAACGACCCCUCUUGCCAGAUAAGACCAGCCGUCAACCAGAUCGAACUCCACCCCAACAACCCUUCGCCGAAGCUGGUGGCCUACUGCCGGGACAAGAACAUCCACUGCACCGGCUACUCGUGCCUCGGCAGCACCGAUUCGCCCCUGUACGAGGACCCGACCCUGCAGGCCAUCGCCCAGAGUAGGGGCAAGACGCCGCAGCAGGUGCUGCUCCUGUGGGGCAUCCAGAACGGCUGGGACGUGAUCCCCAAGUCGGUCACGCCGGAGCGCAUCGCGAGCAAUUUGGACAUUGACGGCUGGGAGCUGACGGAGGACGAGAUAAAGAAGCUCAACAGCCUGCCGGGCCGCACCAAGGUCUGCAAGGACGACUGGCUGCCCGAGAAGGUCUUCUUUGGCGACGACGAAUAGUCAGGGAGAGCGCAGGGAGCGCCCCGGGAUAGACUAGAACACAUGUUUUUUUCUAAGCAUCUCGCGCAUGUAGACAUAUAGACCUUGAGUGGUUGAAUAAAUGCCCAAUUGACGAGAUGGAGAGGCCUGGCUUCGACGUUAUGCAAGCCCACGCGUGCCGGUCUCGCGGAGACAAAAUUCGGAAGGUGUCGACUGCGUGUGUAAGUGACUUUUCUUUCUUUCGUCUUUUUUUGCGCCGAAUGCCAGUCGUAGACUAUAUGAUAUGUCACAAUUUUCCUCUCUCAGGUUUCUUAUCUUGCCCCUCCUCCGUCUCCCACUCUUCCCCCCCCUCCUCCUCCCCGGCCUCCUUGAGGACCUCGGCGAGGGAGCGGCGGAGGAGGUCGGCGAGGGCGGCGGCGUCGUCGUCGUCGAGGUCGCGGCGGACGCCGCGGCCGAACAUGGUG